CCGGAACAGAACACAGUUAAACCUCUUUUUUUUCUUCAGAAUUUAGUAGAAAGGGGCGAUAUUUGAUCAAGAUUUCAAUUGGGUUUGUCUUCAAACGAAAUGGCUUUCCGGCGCCUUCUCGUAGAGGUGUCGAGGCAGCAUUCACAGUUGAGGCCACUUAAAAACUUAUUUGCAUGUUCUUAUCAUACGUCAUUGAAGUUUGGAGGCAAUACAGGAACUAUUAGUGAAAGUCUUGUGCCACGUGCUUCCAACAAUCAAGAAUGCAACUUUCAACAUCCAACAUGCUCGAUGAUGUUGUCAAGGGCAUUAUACUCUUCUGAUGCGAGUACUUUAGAAGUGGGUCCCACAGAGGCUGCUAAGGAAUUGUAUGAUAAGUUGCUCAAAUCCGUUAUAGAGCAAAGAACCGCACCUCCAAACAAUUGGUUAUGGACCCUCAUAGAAAAAUGCGCCAAUCGUGAAGACAUCAAACUUCUAUUUAAUGUCUUGGAGAACCUUCGGAAAUUUAGGCUAUCAAAUCUUCGCAUUUUUGAAAACUUUAAUGACAAUCUUUGUCGGGAAAUAUCCAAGGCAUGUGUACGAGUAGAGGCUAUUGAAUUCGGGAAGAAGACAUUGUGGAAACACAAUGUUUACGGAUUGACUCCUAGCGUUGCAUCUGCUCACAGUUUACUGUUGUAUGCUAAAGAACACAAUGAUGCUAAUCUCUUGGUGGACGUAAUGAAACUCCUGAAAGCAAAUGACGUACCACUUCAACCUGGUACUGCGGAUAUCGUUUUUAGCAUUUGCUACAACACGGAAAGGUGGGAUUUGAUGUGUAAGUACGCAAAACGGUUUGUUAUGGCUGGAGCAAAAUUGCGACGAACCUCAUUCGAUACUUGGAUGACAUUUGCUGCAAAACUAGGAGACGUUGAUAACUUAUGGAAGAUCGAGAAGUUGAGAUCAGGAUUGAUGAAAACGCACACAAUUGGUAGCGGGUUUUCAUGUGCCAAGGGGUUUCUGCUUGAACAUAAACCUGAAGAAGCAGCUGCAAUGGUUCAAGUCGUCACCCAGACAUUACUGGAGGCAAAGAGGCCAGAUAUAAUGGCAGAACUCGAGAAGCUGGUUAGUGAGUGGCCUUUGGAGAUUAUAAAGCGUCGAAAAGAUGAAGACAAAAAGGCCUUAGCUGCCGGUUUGCAACAAGAUAUCUCUGCCAUGAUCCACAGUCUUUCAGGGUUGGGCGUGAAAACGAACGUAAAAAUGGAUGAUUUGACCAAAAUGCCCUUGUGAGAGUCAAAAAAUUGGAUGUUUGUAAGGCACCUUGGCUCUUCAUACGGAAAGAAUGAGUCGUUAAAUUUGACAUUUUCAAGAAACUUUAGUAUUCGACGUUAGAAUGACCCCGAUCCGAUCAAAGUUUGGCCUCUUGAAGAUGGAUGGUUAUUAACAGGUUUUGACUAUUUGAAAUAAAUAGCAAUUGCAAUA
Cynara cardunculus var. scolymus (artichoke) is the source of this 1455-nucleotide messenger RNA. RefSeq lists its product as uncharacterized. NCBI's taxonomy places the organism in Eukaryota, Viridiplantae, Streptophyta, Magnoliopsida, Asterales, Asteraceae. The record is from RefSeq and is a predicted model, not a curated record. Gene Ontology annotation, molecular function: protein binding. The transcript has 12 exons. Bases 100 to 1263 code for a protein of 387 amino acids.